CGGCUCCGUCCAUCCCCCACGACACAGGCGUGGCUAGCACGAUGUCGUCUCAACGGUGGCGGCCUUUGUUCGAUGAACGGAUCUGCCAAGCCCACUGCGAACGCAUUUACCUAGACCAGGCCCAUGUAAAGCGACUGAACCCUGCGCGUUUCCAAGGGAGUUGGAAAGCCAUGCUCCAAACACGGCCCCGCGUCAGGACGAAUGGAUUCUACUUCCUCCUCUCCAGCUACAUUAAAAAACCUAUCAAGAUGUGGACAGAAAUCACUCCAGGCACCAUCUUGGAAGUCCGUUACUACCGUUACCUCCGCUUUCUACCGGGCGGUCGACUAGUCUACGCACUCCUCUACCUUCCUCCUCCCGAAGCAGUGAGUCUCUUCAAGGAAUACGAGGCGCACGUAUCCAACCUCCCUCCCUCUACCUUGACUUCCACUUCCUCUUCUUCGGCUUUGCGGGGCUGGGGCCCGCCAAGGAGGGACAGAAUCAGAGAAAAUGGUCGUACCGCAAGCAUCAACACCACGGGGAACCCUCCGAUCAGCGCCAAUAGCAAGAAGAAAGAGUUGAAUGAAGGUCUUUUCUGGAUUCACAAAGGCGCAGUUAUCUGUGAGAUACAAACUCCGUAUUCCCGCAUCCAUUUCCAGUUCAAAAUUUCGGCGAGGGAGGGGGGACUCGAAGGAGGGAGGGAGGGAGGACACGAGGGAGGAAGGGGAAAUUUUACCGCGUUGAUGAUGGAAGAGCAUACGAGUGUCGCACUCAAUGACUCAACGGGAACACCCAUACCGCAUAAGCCCGCGUAUGCUCCUUUGUUGUUUUACAAGGUCCCCGUGUGGUAAGGGAAUGUACAGAAGGUGGGGUGCACGGAGGAAAGGCCUGUAGAUUGAACACUCGUAACCAAUGAGUUAUUGUGCAGGUCUCUAUGUACCAAACAUUGAGAUAUCAUGAU
This is a messenger RNA of Nannochloropsis gaditana CCMP526, 940 nucleotides long. RefSeq lists its product as uncharacterized. Bases 42 to 830 code for a protein of 262 amino acids. The transcript is spliced from 4 exons. The record is from RefSeq and is a predicted model, not a curated record.